Messenger RNA from Exophiala bonariae, 1473 nucleotides. RefSeq lists its product as uncharacterized. The coding region runs from base 1 to 1473 and encodes 490 amino acids. The record is from RefSeq and is a predicted model, not a curated record. Lineage: Eukaryota; Fungi; Ascomycota; Eurotiomycetes; Chaetothyriales; Herpotrichiellaceae. The transcript is spliced from 2 exons.
AUGGACUAUGAAUCAUUACCACCUGCACUGCGUCGUAAGUAUUUUAGCAGCUUAGAACGUCUGAGAUUGGCACAAGAUGCCACUGGCACGACUAACCGCCGCUCACCUCCUCCUUCUCGUCUGUCCAUCCUCCCACCAAACCAUCUUCGAACCAUCUCACAACCAUCUUCUACCGAGACCUCUCUCCAGCACCAUCCCCGCCCAGAAGCGAAACUGUUCUUGAACCGAACCCUCUUACGCAAGAGACGAUAUCGCUCAAACCUCCACAUCAACUCGUCCGCUGCCGCCUGGUUCGCUUCCUUGUCCCCCGCGGCACAACGAAAGCUCUUUUCUCAAGAGGAGUGCGAGCUCUAUGGGCAAAGAAAUCACAGUGUUAUCCUUGACGCUGCGGACGAGACUUUACGCCGACGCAGUUGGUAUCCUACCCUCUUCUCGUCCGACCACCGUCGCAUCUCUGACGAUCCCACUAUUGUGGACUCGGAGGCUUCCUUCGGUUACGACUGUGAAGAAAACGUCGAUUCAGCUAUAGACAUGGGCGACUAUUCACUCGAUGGGUUUCGGUGGUUGGACGACGAAACACAUAUCGACCUGAGACUUGAUGACUAUCAUGAGGCAAUAGCACAGACAGCGCGACGAACUGCAUCAUUUUCCGACGUGCGAAUUCCUGCAAAACGAAAAACAUCUCUAUCUAGCUUGUCGAUUCGACGCGGACGCAGCUCUACAUCAUCUUCAAGACCGCCACCAACGGCUCCAGCACACGACCCUCCAGCUACACCGGCCUUACCCAGUAGCAAGGCCAUCAGCCGGUCACCCUCCUUCUCGCUGAAACAUAUCAGAUCUCAAGCAUCUAUAUCAUCGAUAGAUCCUCGUGCAACCCAUUAUCAGGAUCCUGCGGCUCGUCUGAAGCUGCGACUCUAUCUUGCUUCACCUCAAAAGUUUGAUGAAGCGGUUGAGUUUGGGUUCCCUUCUGUUCAAGGAGAUCACCAACGGGUGCUGGCAAGACCGAUGACAAGCCCCCACCCUCACAAGGACACCAAUCGAACAUUCUUCCACGAUGAUACUCCCGAGCUCUCCGGAGACGAGGGAGACGACGAAGGAGAUGAACCAGAUACUCUAUAUGACCCAAGAACACCUGAAGACCCCGUGUUUCAAAUGCAUCGAACGGUCCAAAAGAACAGUAUGGAAGGCAAUGGCAGUUUGCGGCCCUUCUCCCUACGUCGAAAAACAGAGUCGUACGCACGAGGAAGUGCGAUAGACAGGGAAAUGACUCUCCACAUGACACUCACCAGACCGGAUCUUCGAGCACCAGAUGACAUACCUCCAGUCCCACCUUUGGUCAACACCAAGAUCAAUCAGAUCCCAUUGGAGCGACCACAAUUGAACUUGGAUGGCAACCCACUUUCAAUCUGGGACACACUGCCAACGGAAGAAUCAAAGAUGAAGAGAUUCUUCCGCAAGUUCAAGCUGAAGUGA